This is a messenger RNA of Selaginella moellendorffii, 982 nucleotides long. RefSeq names its product chaperone protein dnaJ 11, chloroplastic. NCBI's taxonomy places the organism in Eukaryota, Viridiplantae, Streptophyta, Lycopodiopsida, Selaginellales, Selaginellaceae. The transcript has a single exon. The record is from RefSeq and is a predicted model, not a curated record. The coding region runs from base 134 to 691 and encodes 185 amino acids.
CCACAUAACACCGAUACACACGAACUUCACCGACGCGAAAGAUCAAGAGCAAAGAAAUUCCUUUCUCUUUUCUUCCUCUUCCUCUGUUCUUGCGCUACUCGAUCGAUCUCCUCGAUUCUUCCCUCUUCUCUUUAUGUUGAUCGUCGCGGCCCCGAGCUCUCCGAUCGCAGGAGUAAAUUCGCCCAGCUUCUCGAGCAAACUCGCCAAAUCCUCUCCAGUCCGCAGCCCCCCAGUCCGCCCCCGCUCGAUCCAAGUGUCCGCGGCGGCGUCGCAGUGCAUGGAUUCGCCAGUGGCGACGCGAUUCUCCGCCCAGCAGAGCCUGUACGACGUUCUCGGCGUCGCCCAGCAAUCGGACGUGAAGGACAUUCGCAGCGCCUACCGGCAUCUGGCCAGGAUCACACACCCGGACGUGGCGGCGACCGAGAACAAGGAGGAAUCCACCAAGGAGUUUCUGAAAAUCCACGCAGCCUACACCACUCUCUGCGACCCGGAGCGCCGCGCCAGGUAUGAUCUCCAGCUCUCGCUGCAAUCCCUGCCGCGAUUCGGCAGCCCACGGGGAUUCUCGGGAAUUGGGUACGACAGCUACUCGUUCAUGGCGCCAUCGCCCAUGAGGGCCUCGCCAUCGCCAUCGCCAUCGCCAUCCACGCAGUGGAAGACGAGUAGGAGCUGGGAGACCGACCAGUGCUGGUGAGCGAGAGAAGGAAGAACACAAGAACAAAAAUUUGGGGCUUUUUCGCCUCGCAGAUCAGAUCAAGGGGGUCUCAGCGAGCACUCAGGAAUCGAUCAAUCGAGAUGUCAUUCGAUUGCAGGCGAUGUCAAGCGAUUUCCCUGGCAAGAUCUCUGCGACCCCGAGAAAUUUCUUCUCGCAUACUUUUGUAAAUAGAGAAACGUCUGUAUCAAAAGGACGAGUUGCUUUGCAACUCGCAGAGUUUCGUGGCUCUCCAAAGAGCGCUUUUUUCGCAAUUCGAAGCUUCCCCUUGUC